GUGAGAGCUAAAAUGGCAUCAUCAACAAUUGUAUCUAAAAAGAUGAUUAAGCUUUUCUCCCCAACUCCUCCUUCACUUAGAUGUCACAAACUCUCUUUUAUGGAUCACAUAAAUAUUCCUCUACAUUCUCCAUUUGCCUUCUUCUACCCUAAACCUCAAAAUUAUAGUAACAAAAUUAGUCAAAUAUCACAAAUUCUUGAAAAUUCCCUUUCAAAAGUAUUAUCCUUUUAUUAUCCCUUAGCGGGAAAAAUCAAGGAUAAUAAUACGUAUGUCGAUUGUGAUGACACAGGUGCUGAGUAUUUAAAUGUCCGUAUCAAUUGUCCAAUGUCUCAAAUUCUCAACCACCCUUAUAAUGAUGUUGUAGAUGUAGUCUUCCCAAAAGAUUUGCCUUGGAGUAGUACCUUGAAUCGAAGUCCACUAGUGGUCCAAUUAAGCCAUUUUGAUUGUGGUGGAAUAGCAAUCAGUGCAUGUAUGUCACAUACAAUUAUUGAUGGAUAUAGUAGCACUAAAUUCAUUAAUGAUUGGGCUGCUAUAGCUCGACAUGUGGAUUUCAAACCAUCUCCUCAGUUUAAUGCAUCUACAUUCUUCCCUCUAAUGAUGAGGGAUGCUUCGAGUAGUACUCUACCUGUAAUGCAUCAUCCAUCACAACGUCAUGUGUCAAGAAUAUACAAUUUCUCAUCCUCUAAUUUAGGACGACUCAAGGAUAUUGUAACAAAAAAUUCACAUGUAAACAAUCCAACUCGCCUUGAAGUUGCCUCAGCACUUGUUCAUAAAUGUGGAGUGAUUAUGUCAAUGGAGAAAUCAGGCAUGUUCAAACCAACUCUAAUGAGCCAUGCUAUAAAUUUACGCCCACCAAUUCCACUAAACACAAUGGGAAAUGCUACAUGUAUCAUUCUCACAAAAACGAUGACAGAAGAUGAGGUAAAACUUCCAAACUUCGUUGCUCAAUUACAGAAGGAUAAACAACAACUUCGAGGCAAGUUAAAGGAUAUGAAUAAAGAUAUGAUACCCUUAUAUACACUUGAACUAGCUAAAAACGUGAUGAACAUAAUAGAGAAGGAUACAUGUGAUGUUUAUCUUUGCUCAGGGAUAAGCAAUACUGGAUUACAUAAGAUCGAUUUCGGAUGGGGUAGGCCUGUAAGAGUAACCCUAGCAACACAUCCAAUGAAGAACAACUUCUUGUUCUUGGAUGAACCAAGUGGAGAUGGGAUAAAUGUACUAAUCACUUUAACAAAAGAUGAUAUGUUGAAUUUUCAGAACAACAAGGAGCUUCUACAGUUUGCUUCUCCAGUUGUUGAAUCAACCAAAUAA
Messenger RNA from Solanum stenotomum, 1311 nucleotides. Its product is annotated as acylsugar acyltransferase 3-like. Bases 13 to 1311 code for a protein of 432 amino acids. The transcript has a single exon. Lineage: Eukaryota; Viridiplantae; Streptophyta; Magnoliopsida; Solanales; Solanaceae. The record is from RefSeq and is a predicted model, not a curated record.